Messenger RNA from Myripristis murdjan (pinecone soldierfish), 5662 nucleotides. RefSeq names its product high affinity cationic amino acid transporter 1-like. The record is from RefSeq and is a predicted model, not a curated record. NCBI's taxonomy places the organism in Eukaryota, Metazoa, Chordata, Actinopteri, Holocentriformes, Holocentridae. Gene Ontology annotation, biological process: L-arginine import across plasma membrane; L-ornithine transmembrane transport. The coding region runs from base 153 to 2099 and encodes 648 amino acids. Gene Ontology annotation, cellular component: plasma membrane. The transcript is spliced from 12 exons. Gene Ontology annotation, molecular function: L-ornithine transmembrane transporter activity; L-lysine transmembrane transporter activity; L-arginine transmembrane transporter activity.
GUCAGAAGUUACAGGCUGAUGAAAGUGCCACAUGCGGUGAAUGUCAGGAGUUGAGCUGCGGGUAUAACUGAGCACAGCAGCCUGUUACUGGCAGCCGUUUGAGGAGGGUGUGUUAUCCUCUCUAGUGCUUUGGGAGCAGAGUGAGUGCCAGGAUGAUUCUGGCGACGCUGAAGAGCAUCGGGAGGCAGCUUCUGAGGGUGAAGGCUGUGGACUGCAACACGGAGGAGUCCCGCCUGUCCCGAUGCCUCAACACCUUCGACCUGGUGGCCUUGGGCGUCGGCAGCACGCUGGGAGCGGGCGUCUAUGUGCUGGCCGGCGCCGUGGCCCGGGACAAUGCUGGACCUGCCAUCGUCCUCUCGUUCCUCAUUGCCGCCCUGGCCUCUGUCCUGGCCGGGCUGUGCUAUGCUGAGUUCGGGGCCCGCGUCCCCAAAACUGGCUCAGCUUACCUCUACAGCUAUGUGACCGUUGGAGAACUCUGGGCUUUCAUCACCGGCUGGAACCUCAUCCUUUCGUAUAUCAUUGGAACUUCAAGCGUGGCCAGAGCCUGGAGCGCAACAUUUGAUGAGCUGAUUGGAAGACACAUCGAGGAAUUCUGCAGGCGCUACAUGACCAUGAACGCGCCAGGAGUCCUGGCAGAGUAUCCAGACAUAUUUGCUGUCUUCAUCAUCAUUACCCUGACAGGACUUCUUGCAUUUGGCGUGAAGGAGUCGGCUAUGGUUAAUAAAGUCUUCACCUGCAUCAAUGUCCUGGUGCUGCUGUUUGUGGUCAUCUCAGGCUUUGUCAAAGGAAGCCUUAAAAACUGGAAUCUGGACCCUGACGUCAUUCGAAAUGCCACCAUCAACUCAAGCUUUAAUGUGUCCGAGUCUGAACCAUUAGAUGAAAGGCUUGGCAUGGGGGGUUUCAUGCCUUUUGGCUUCAGUGGAGUCCUCUCUGGUGCUGCCACAUGUUUUUACGCCUUUGUAGGAUUCGACUGCAUUGCCACCACAGGAGAGGAAGUGAAGAAUCCCCAGAGGGCCAUUCCUAUUGGGAUUGUGGCCUCCCUCCUCAUCUGUUUUGUGGCCUAUUUUGGUGUGUCUGCAGCCCUUACUAUGAUGAUGCCUUACUACUUGCUGGACAAGAACAGCCCUCUGCCUGUGGCCUUUAAGUAUGUGGGCUGGGAGGGAGCCACUUAUGCGGUGGCCAUCGGCUCUCUGUGUGCCUUGUCUACCAGUUUACUUGGCUCCAUGUUCCCAAUGCCCCGGGUGAUUUGGGCCAUGUCAGAGGAUGGCCUGCUCUUCAAAUGUUUAGCUAAAAUCAACCCAAGAACCAAAACCCCCCUAACAGCUACAGUAACAUCAGGCGUUGUGGCAGCGGUGAUGGCCUUCCUGUUUGACCUGAAGGACCUGGUAGAUCUGAUGUCCAUCGGCACAUUGCUGGCAUACACACUGGUGGCUGCGUGUGUGCUCGUCCUCAGGUACCAGCCGGAACAGCCGGCUGCAGCCUAUGAGAUGGCCAACACUCAAGAUGAAUCUGAAAAUCCUGAAUCCUUUAACGAGGGGACCGCUGGCUUCUUGCCAGAGCCAGACGAUCACUUCACUGUCAAGAACCUCCUUUACCCCGCAAACACAGAGCCCUCCCCCCUGUCUGGUUUAGCGGUCAACAUCUGCACCAGUGUACUUGGUGUUUUGGUGUGUGUCUUCUGUGUGGUAGCAGUCCAAGGAGGAUUUGCGGCCUGGUCCGUGUCAAUCCUCAGUGUUUGCAUGGUCGUCUGUCUGGUCAUCACCUUCAUCAUAUGGAGGCAGCCCGAGAGCAAGGCCAAGCUCGCCUUCAAGGUUCCUUUGCUGCCCUUCGUCCCAGUCACCAGCAUGUUCAUCAAUGUCUACCUGAUGAUGCAGCUGGACAGAGGCACCUGGUUGCGCUUCGCCAUCUGGAUGGCUCUUGGUUUCGUUAUCUACUUUGGCUACGGUAUUCGAAACAGUGCAGAGGCAGUGUUGAACAGCUCGAGCCCUGACAGCUACAAACCCGCCUGCACACUCAGUGGACAGCCCAUGGCCCCGGAGAAGGAGGCCUUUCUGCACAACGGACUAAAUGCCACAGGAGAGGAUGAUGAAGAGUCCUAAGGAAAGGCUCGGUAAUCCCGUCUGAGCGUGUUCUGAAUAUUUCCACACCCACAUCUUAAAUUCUCAGAAAUGGCUGCAAAUCCAGGAGACUUAAGGGGUUUUGUGUGGCACUCCUCCAGUGGGAGGAAUGAGUCUCCUCACUGGCGCCAGAAAUGUUGCCUAAUUUGGCUGCUAACACCCAGAUAAGGAAUAUGUUUGAGAGAAGCAAAAAGGCUAAUUAGAUCUUAAGGCCACAUACAUACCCUUUAGGAAGGCAAUAACAAGAAUCUCCUCCAUACCACUGAAAAACAAACGUUAUUUCAGAUAACUAGCUAAUAGUCUAGCUAAAAGUCACUUUUUUUAUGUUUUGCACUUUGAUAUGAUCAGUUCCCCUAAAGUAGCACCAAAUCUGUGGACAACAACCCAAGGCAGGGCAUUAAAUGCAGAUUUAACAAAGUUUUACUCGUACAUAUCUACGGUAGUUACACAUUUUUACUUUUAUUUUUCAAACAAAGACUCGGAUCCAAAGCUUGUCAAUAAGAUGAGCAUCAUAUUUAGCAUUUGUCGCUGUACUUUUGGCCGGAAAUUGUUUAGCACGUUCAAAAGCUGAUUUGUCCUCUGAAAUUAUGGACGCGCACACCAAGAGGUAUGUAGAAUCGAAAAUCUCUGAUUUCAGUGAAACGGCUGUUUACAAAAGACACGUUAUGAAUCAUGAAAUCUGCUUUUUUUUUUUUUUUUUUAAAUGAUUGAGGUCCAUCAAAUCCUUUGGAAAAUUUGCAUACCUUCUCGAGAGUUCAGGCCACCGGUGGGUGUCACGGUAAACGCCUCACACUCGUACUUGGUGUAUUAGUGCCAAUAAAUAAAAAGCGAGGGGCACAGGCACAGUGCUGGCUGCUGUGUCCCAAGCCCUCAGGAGAUUAUUCUGAAAUAUACACCCCUGUUUAAAACUUUAAAAUCAUUCGACAAGAGCUGCACAAGAUGUACCUCAGUCAGCUCGUCAUCAUUCUCGCACAGUAGCGGUGUUUAACUGUAUUCCCGGGGCCUUCUGUCCGACUCUGUGAACCUUUACCUCAAAGAUACAACUUUGUGUGUGCGAGUGAUGCGUUUUGUCACUCGGUUACAGUACGGAUAGUAUUACUGUGUCUGCUUUGGUGUCAUUAGUGUAACCCAGAGAUAAGUGGAUUGGUGCUCCACAGUAAUCUGCAGGCAGUGUGUCUCUGUGUAAGAGGGUUGAUGGUAUUUGAAUUUGCGUUUAACCAGUUGGGGGCUGCCUCAUCACACACUUAUUUAUUGGAGAACAAAUACAUCAUAACUUCAUAGCUGGCAUGUCUCUCCGGGGGAACUGAACCUUUUAUAAUUUAAACAGAGAAAAUGUGCCUGCUGCCUUUGUGCAAUAUUGGAUUUAUUCUGAUAUGGUUUAUCAGAAAGUAUAGUGGAGAGAAUUCCACCCGCGAUAUCAGCAAUCUAUUUUCCAAGUGCCUGUUCCACAAAUCAAAUAGGGCUGGGUAAAAAUAUCAGUUUUUUUCCAAUGACUCAUGAUCUUCAUGCGAGUGAUCCUCUACCGGUUCAUGAAAUCCCAGGAUUGAUCUUUUAAUCUGUGCCUUUUUUUUUAAAGUCGAUGUGUAAAUAGUUUUGCUAAAAGUCAUUUGUAAGGUGCCUCCUGUCCUGCAGAUAUAUAUCGUCUGCUGGGCCUACAGAAACUCAUUUGACUAAAUUAUGUUUUGGACGAAUGAGCCAACGAUGGCGGGAGCUGCCCUCCUGACGCCUGCGCCGCCAAAGCCUGAGAGCAGAUGUCUUGAUGAAUUUUGGAUUUAAUAACUGUGAUGAUAUAAAGGAGUUGGACAAACCCAAAGCAUUUUAUAUGGAAUAUCCCUUUAAAUUCAGCACCUUGUGAAUCACAUCAGGAUAUCAGCUCCAAUACCCAGCCCUAUAAUCACAUGUCAACCCCACUGACCUGUGAUAGUUUCUUAUCACAGACUAGUAUUGUCAAAUAUAUACAUUGUGUGUGUAUAUACUGUACACUGUGUAUUUUGAAAAGCCUAUAUUUAAUUAAUCUUUAAAGAGAUAUUUCAGUUGAGUUGGCAGUUUUUCACUUUUUAGCAUGCAUUCCUCCAUACGGGAUAAUGCAAAGUCACCUGCUGAUAUUGAAUACCAGGGGUUUCCAUAGCGAUGGCACUGGCUUCUAUGUUGAAAACCCCACAGAGAGAAAAAAAAUCAUGUUUUAAGAUGUACAUUAAUUGUAGUAAACUAUAACUCAUAUUAAUAUCUUCAAGUCAGUUUUCCAGACAGCAAUAAUUGUCUAAACUUGUGAAUAAAAACUGAUGAUAGAGGCAGCUAAAAUCACAGUGACAUACGGUAUUGAGGUAUGCAUGUUAAAAAAAAAAAAAGAGAUUCAGAAUGGCCCAAACUGUAAUAUCUCUUUAAUAAGUCCCUUUUAAUUGGUACAAUAUAAUACAGUAAAACGUGUUUUUGCUGCUGUUUUUCUGCUUCUGAUGUUGCCUCGCAAACCGGACGAUGUUCAGUCGGGAUUGCGAGGCAAAUAUGGCUGUGGUUUGAGCCACAUAGUGUUUGAGUGUUUGGUUAUGCUGCAGAACGAAGCCUAUUUUUACAUUGCUAACUAUUUUAUUGGCGAGGCCGGUGGAGACGUUUCUACAGAUAACACCCAAAGUACAGCCAGGGGAGAUGGAGUGAACAAUUUUGUACAAAACAUAUCUAAAUUAAUUGUAAGAAACUGAACAGCAGUGUCAAGUAAGAUUGUGUUGCAGUUAUGUACCGUUUUCUUGUUCAUCACAAUCUUUUUUGUAAAUACAGUGUUUUUGUAAUAUAUUACUGUUGGUGCCUUCUCCGUCAUGGAAGCUUACAGCAACUAGCCGUAAAUUGUAGCCGGGGUUUAUUCAGGUUUAUUCAGCAUUACCUGGGUCACAAUGCAAUCUGCCAGCAUUUUAUUACUGGUUUGGGGUUUCUUGUAUAUACAGUCAUGAUUUUUCUCAAAUGUAACACAAUGUUUCUGAAGUUACUGACAAUAUUUGAAGGGAGAUAUGUGUACUAGCCCACAGCUUUUGCCUGUAAUGGCUGUGAGAAAAAUACCAUCAAUGGUAAUAAGCAUUAUGGGAACAGGUGUACCUGUUUAAUCAAUGUAUAUGUGUAUAAAAAAAUGCAAGCAGACUUAUAUGUGAUUCAUCAGUAUGAGUAUCUGAUCUCACUGGGUUCAUGGUGAUGUAACAUAUUAAUCUUCACGGUCACAGAUGAUGCCAUUUUCUCAUUCAUCACUUCAUUAAAUCGUCAUGUUGUUGUAGUUUUAGGCUUCAUCCCUGCAAGUGAAACAAGACCUUGUAUGAUUUUUUUUUUGUCUGUGACACUGUAUUUUGUGAAUACUUUUGCAUGUGCUAAAAAGCGUUGAAAGCUUUACCACGUUUGAACAAAGACUUAGAUUUUACAGAACUGUUACAUUGUAAACUCAUUUAUAUUCUGUCACGAUGGUAAAAGGUGAGGUUUUGCAUUCUGUGUCAGUCAACAUGUAUCAUCUUGUUAGUGGUUGAGGUUUAUAUAGUCCAUGCUGUAAAUAAACAAUGGUGAAUGGUAAA